Rotaria sp. Silwood1 is the source of this 622-nucleotide messenger RNA. NCBI's taxonomy places the organism in Eukaryota, Metazoa, Rotifera, Eurotatoria, Philodinida, Philodinidae. The record is from the annotation of a GenBank genome assembly.
AUGAAAACUUCGAAAGAAAUACAACAAAUAAUUGAACAAUCAUCUAGUGAAAAACGUUUAUCACAAAUUAGAACAUUAUCUCAAACAUCGAAAAAAGAUCAAAUAAGAAUCAUAGGUUAUUCAAAAGUUUGAGAUUUUAUCAGUAAAUUGAUGAUAUCUAUGACAAACCUAUACAUAAUUGAUUUAUCGAAAUAUGUAAUUUUGUAGAGGAAGAUUAAAACUAUCAUCUACAAAUAGAAUACUUCAAAAUGUAUAAAUGUAAUACAAUGUUAUGAUUAUUUUACUCAUUUGAAGCAAAUAUUUUCGUUCUAUAUUUUUCGAGAAAAAUCUUUCAAUGAAGUUUUAAUCUAAAAUGUUUCAUAUAGGCACUUUUCAUAGUCAUUGGACAGUUCUGAAACUUUCAACGAAAACGAUCAUGUCUUCUUCAAGAUAUUCGAUUUCCAAAUCAACUCGAUUACUUUGUCCUCAUAUUGUAAACUUCUGCUUUCUUUGUUUUUGGAUAUUGAAUAUCUCGAGAAAGUCAUGUUCAUUCCGGUUGAAACUUUCAAGAUUACCUCAUGACUAUGAAACGUGUGUCAAGACAAACUUCAAGUCAAAACUCUUUGUUUUGAACUUUUUCGGA